This is a messenger RNA of Schizosaccharomyces osmophilus, 2034 nucleotides long. It is a transcript of the gene ppp16, whose product is annotated as acylpeptide hydrolase. NCBI's taxonomy places the organism in Eukaryota, Fungi, Ascomycota, Schizosaccharomycetes, Schizosaccharomycetales, Schizosaccharomycetaceae. Gene Ontology annotation, biological process: proteolysis. Gene Ontology annotation, molecular function: serine-type endopeptidase activity. The coding region runs from base 1 to 2034 and encodes 677 amino acids. The transcript has a single exon. The record is from RefSeq and is a predicted model, not a curated record.
AUGCUCUUUGAAAGAAGGCUUUGCUGUUUGCUGUUGAUGGCAAUCGUUUCUCUUACGACAGCCUCGUUGGAUGCCAAACGGAUGCUGGAAGCUCCCAGGCGAUCAUCUGUCACCAGUAACUUUCGAGGAGAUUUAGGUGUGUUUUCGGAAUCGAAUUAUUCUUUCGCGGAUCACAGUUUCUCCUCUGGCAUCUACCUGAUCAACAGUUCAGCCAAAAAUCAUCAAGAACUUUUAGUACCCGGAAAGGAAGCGAAGGUUCCGCAAUGGGUCACAGACCGUUCUUUUCUUUAUGUCAAGGAUACCAGCCCUUCAAGAUCGAGUAUUUUUGUGUAUGACAUUGAUAGUCGUUCAGAAUUUGGUCUAUAUGAUCAUAGUGCCCCUAUUUCAGAAUUAUUGAUCGUGAAGGAAUCUAGCCGUUACCGAGUAAUUUUUACUUCUACUGACACUUCCGGAAGAGAUGAGCCUUCCGACCAAUCUAGUGUUCAUGUCUAUGAUAGCCUGUUUGUCAGACAUUGGGACCACUGGAAAACUGGUGAGAGAAACAGUCUCUAUUCUAUCAUUCUUGAACAAGAUUCCGAAAACGUUCAUACACUUCAUUCAACUACGCCUACAGCUACUGAUCUCUUAGAAAAUACUGGGCUCGAAUGUCCCAUAGAGCCAUUUGGGGAUUCUACAGACUUUGAUGCUACAUUUAAUGACUUAGUAUUCGUUGCUAAAGAUCCGAAUUCUAACCCAGCAACUCAAACAAGGACAGUUGUGUAUUUGUUAAACAUGACUACUCUGAAGCUGAAAGUCCUUAGCACUGCUAUGGGUGCUUGUAGCUCUCCUAUAAUUUCGGAAGAUGAUUCCAAGAUUGGCUGGUUGGAAAUGAGAACACCACAAUAUGAAAGUGAUCAAAAUCAGAUCAUAGUAUACUAUCCCAAAACUGGAUACAAACAACAUGUUGUUCGAAACUGGGACCGGUCCCCUGCUUCUAUUCAAUGGGGUACUUUACCUAGUGGUGAAAAAGGUUUGUAUGCCAUGGCUGAUGACGAAGGAAGAAGAACUUUGUUUUUUAUAUCCACCAAGAAGGAUCAAGUCAUUCCUUUAACCAAAGGCGAAAGUGUUUUAUCGGUUUCCAACUCCGAGGGAUCAAAGUUAUGGCUCAGUAAAUCCUCCUUUGUUCGCCCAAAAUAUUUUGUUCUAUAUGACCCAGCUAAGAAGGUGGAAGAACUUUUGCUGGAUGCGAAUCUUGGUUUAGACCAAUCCUCGUAUGAGGAGGUAUGGUAUAACGGAACGAAUGGUCGCAAAAUUCACGGAUGGCUUGUCCGACCACAAAACUUUAAUGCGUCAAAAAAAUAUCCCCUUGCGAUCCUUAUUCACGGAGGACCCCAGGGAUCAUGGACCAACACUUGGUCUACACGUUGGAAUCCUGCAGUAGUCGCGAAUGCUGGAUUCGUUGUGUUUACCAUUGACCCCACUGGAUCAACUGGCUAUGGUCAAAAAUUUACUGAUGAUAUCGCCCUGAACUGGGGAGGACGGCCAUAUAACGACAUUGUUCAUGGUGUUGACUAUGCGACUAAUAAAAUUCCCUAUGUCGAUGGAAGUAAAAUGGUGGCAUUGGGUGCUUCCUACGGUGGCUAUAUGAUUAAUUGGAUUCAAGGUCAUCCUUUGGGACGCCGCUUUCGAGCUUUAGUAUGCCAUGACGGAGUCUUCAACACAUUGAACACAUUUUACAGCACAGACGAGCUUUACUUCCCUAUUCAUGACUUCGGUGGUACCCCUUGGGAGAACAGAGCUGUAUAUGAACGCUGGAAUCCUUCUAAUUUUGUCAACUAUUGGGCAACCCCCCAACUUGUCAUCCACAGUUCGAAAGAUUAUCGACUAACAGAAAGUGAGGGCAUUUCUGCCUUCAAUUCACUCCAAUACAAAAACGUUCCUAGCAAACUUCUUGUUUUUGAGGAUGAAAACCAUUGGGUCCUUAAGCCAGAGAACUCUUUGCGCUGGCACAAUGAAGUCUUGAGUUGGAUUACCAAGUUCGUGAGCGAUGAUUGA